ACUUUCAAAUUUCCAGAAUUGUAUCACUUUUCUGACUGAAUUAUUGCUUUUGUCCUGCGGCCGGCUUGCAAGGUUUAGUAUUUUUACUCCAUUGCUAGAGUCUGUAGGUUCUGCCUGCCUUGUCAAUGGCUCUGCCGUUAGAAGAGAGGUGCAAGAUCAGAAGGGAUGCAUCCUCAAGCGCAGACGGAGAGUCCAUUCCAGCUCUUCAUCCAUCUUGGACAAGUGAGAUAUCAUUCCUGUGUUAUGAAGCACCGCCGCAGUCUCGCGGAGAUGGAUCGCAAGCUGCCACGGACGAGUGGCUGGAGCGUGCCGAAUUCAUCUUGGAAGAUGUAAACUGGCUGCUGCAACAAUCCCACGAGCUGUUCUGGUGUCAGGUUGUAUUUGACAAGUCCUUGCACAAGCUCCUGGACACGUUCCUGGCCAGCGCACCGCGGCCCAGCGAUCCGAUACAGCUGCCGAAACCAGUGUUGGACACACAAGCCAAGCUACAUCAGCGUAUGUUCAUGGUCUUCUUGCGUAUGGCCACGCACAAGGAAGGCGAUGACGAUUUCUUCACGCCACCUGUGUUUGGCACUAUUCUCUACAACAACUACUUGUUUGAUAUUCCAAAGCUGGUUGACCUGUGUGCACUGUAUGGAGAUGAGGCAUGCUUCUCUGUGGAAGAAUCCGACGGUGCCAGUCACAUCAGCCAGCUUCUUCAGCGCAUGCUAAAGAAUAUAUUCACUCAGAAACCAGAGUACUCGGAAGAUCUGGUUGCAACUGCCAAUAGUGCUGUGCUGGCUACUGAAACCAUUCUGCAGACGCUGAACACCAGCAGCCUGUCCGGUGUAUCGCUAUUGGACUGUGUACUGUAUUGCUACGAUGUCUGUUCGUCAUUCUCCCUAUUCUGUGUCGUCUACCCGCCAGCAUCUCAAGUACUGAUAGAUGCCGGCAUGUUGGACAAGCUGUUGCAGAUUGCCGCUAUGCUCAAGGGUGCGCUGCAUCAAUUGCAAAGUGAUCGCAGCGUUUCGCCAGAGUUGGCUGCUUUCCUCAGCUCUCGUCUGCCGACAAUGUGUGCGCGGCUCCUCUGCUGCUUUCUGUUUCGUCCUACGGCGUCCAAGCAUGAUCGCAAAUCCACAAUGUCUGCUAUCAACUCUGUGUCGUCCCAUUGGCCUGAGAUGCUUGCACGUAUGGACGACUAUGGAAGGGGUAUGCAGCAGCAGCUAGAAGAUCUGCGUGUCCUGGAUAAAUCAGACGUACACACUCUACUUGAAAAGGUGCGAGCUGCAUGCAGAGCGCAUCGCUCCUCUUCUGCAACUGGUACGUCAUCAGCUACUGCAGAAGCAGCAGAGGCAGCUGGAGCAGCGGCAGCAGCAGGCCAAGCUUCAUCUUCAGCUGCAUCCUCUUCAGCUAUGCCACUGUCAUCAUUUGGAGCUGCUGAAGCAGAUCCUGUAGCUAUUGCUGUCAGUCAAGUACUUGACCUGUUGCCUGAUACUGAUGUAGAGCUUGCUCGUUCUGCAGUCAUGCAGGCCAGUGGAAGUUUUGAGAAAGCCGUUGACCUAAUCCUGGAAGGCAAGGUGGCCAAUCUAAGCCUUGAACCUGUCCCAGAGAUGCAGCAGGAGGCUCCUCGUACAAAGGCGUCCAGUGCUCAGUCUGCUAGCUGCCGUGCAACUAGCUUUGUUCUUGAUGGCAAAGGUCAUGAUGACUCUGUUGCUGCUGUACGGGCCACAUUGGAUGCACUCGAGGAACGAGAGUUCCAAGAAACAAUCACAGGCUAUGAUCAGUAUGAUGAUGAUUAUGAUGACACAUAUGAUUCUCAGCUAGCAGGGGACAUGCCGGGUGCCGGUGGCGAGGACCGUGAAGAGUUUGUCAUCCGGCGACUCAAUCAGAAAGCGCCGCUUUUCCGCCUACACACGUCGGGUACGGAGAGCGAAAAUGGCACUGAAGACGAGGAUGGUGAGGAUACGCAUCAGCAUGGUUCUAAUGGUACUGGUAAUGGUGUUGCCCGGUCAGGUGCUACAGGAUCACAACAGCCACAUCAUGGCGGUGCUGGACAUCGGCAGAGUGGCGGCGGUGGUGGUGCACAUCGUGGUGGUGCUGCUGCAGGUGGUCGUGGCGGUGGCCGUGGGGGCCAGCGUGGAGGAGGCCGAGGUCGCGGUGGUGGCAAGCAACCUACCACCGCUGAGGAGCGCAAAUCCUACGCUCGCAAAGAGCAGCACAAAAGCUCGCGCGCCAAUCACAGCCGCAAGUCUGGUGCCGACUGGAAGCGGCGUGGCAUGGGUGGCAUUAACGCUGCUCCAACUCCGCAGCAAUAGCACUCCUGCACUGUGCGCUCUGGCAGGAUGUUAGCAGCAAGAUUCUGAGCAAACGUUUGAUGUGUCCUCUGUCUGGAGGGAUUUUAUGUUGCGUUUCGAGCAUUCUGUUUGACCCAGGCACACAUGUUUCGUUACAACACUGUUUCUGAUUCACGUCUCGUUAGUUGGAUGCUGUGCUGGUCAAUUUAUGACUGUGGUGCUGGGUCACUACUGCCUUAUUCCUACAGUAUACGUAAUGCAUGCACUUCAUUUCUGGGUUUUUUCAAUUCCUUCAAGACCAAGACCAGACAUUGCUGCGAGAAACACCUUUACGACAGUUAUUAUUUUUGUUUCAAUCUCAUGUUCUUUGAAUAGGACUGCGUAUUGUUCUCAUAAAAUACUUUGGAUCAACAAGAAAAAUAGUUCAUACCAAUGUUGGCACGUGUUAUCAACAAUCUUUGAAUAAAGCACUUCAAGUAGGCAUGCACGCAUCGCAAAGAGCCAGUUAUUUCAAGCAGUGAUUCUCUUGCUGUGCUAUCAACAUAUGUCGGUGUAGUUGUGAGAAGAGGAGAGAUGGAUCAUUUCA
Sycon ciliatum is the source of this 2859-nucleotide messenger RNA. RefSeq names its product activating signal cointegrator 1 complex subunit 2-like. The transcript is spliced from 2 exons. Bases 126 to 2294 code for a protein of 722 amino acids. Gene Ontology annotation, molecular function: ubiquitin binding. NCBI's taxonomy places the organism in Eukaryota, Metazoa, Porifera, Calcarea, Leucosolenida, Sycettidae. The record is from RefSeq and is a predicted model, not a curated record.